This is a messenger RNA of Boleophthalmus pectinirostris (great blue-spotted mudskipper), 1959 nucleotides long. RefSeq names its product BRMS1 like transcriptional repressor a (gene brms1la). Lineage: Eukaryota; Metazoa; Chordata; Actinopteri; Gobiiformes; Gobiidae. Gene Ontology annotation, biological process: negative regulation of transcription by RNA polymerase II. The record is from RefSeq and is a predicted model, not a curated record. Gene Ontology annotation, molecular function: histone deacetylase binding. Gene Ontology annotation, cellular component: Sin3-type complex. The coding region runs from base 139 to 927 and encodes 262 amino acids. The transcript is spliced from 9 exons.
GUAAGGCCUUAUAGUUCCAAAAACUACACUUCCUUAGCCAGGGAAGAGCGGCGAGAUUUGUUUUUAGCUUAGCACAAGCGAGUCAAUUGUGUAGUGCUGCUCCCGCUGAAAAAUCGGCUUGAUAUUAAUUCAGGUAACAUGCCCGUCCAUCGCGAUCGUGAAAAGAAGGAAAAUACGGCAGAAGAGAUGGAAGUCGAAGAACAUGAACAUGAGGCGUCCAGUUCUGACGAAGACGAUUCUGACACCUCGUCUGUCUCUGAAGAUGGUGAUAGCUCUGAAAUGGAUGAAGAGGACUGUGAGAGAAGGCGGAUGGAAUGUUUGGAUGAAAUGUCAACUUUGGAAAAACAAUUUACAGAUCUCAAGGACCAGUUGUACCGGGAACGAUUAAGCCAAAUAAACAGCAAACUUUCUGAGGUAGAGGCUGGCAAGGCAUCAGAGUACCUAGAGCCUCUUGCUGUAUUGCUUGAAAACAUGCAAGUCCGCACUAAAGUGGCAGGUAUCUAUAAAGAGUUAUGUCUUGAAUCUGUGAAGAACAAGUAUGAAUGCGAGAUCCAAGCAGCAAGCCAACACUGGGAGAGUGAGAAGCUGCUACUGUUUGAUACAGUGCAGAAUGAACUGGAGGAAAAAAUUAGAAGACUAGAAGAAGACCGGCACAGCAUAGAUAUCACGUCAGAACUCUGGAAUGACGAAUUGUCUGGACGGAAAAAAAGGCGUGAUGCUUUAAGUCCAGACAAGAAGAGGAGACGGCCUUCAGUGGUGUCUGGUCCAUAUAUAGUAUACAUGUUACCUGACUUGGACAUUCUGGAGGACUGGACAGCUAUCAGAAAGGCUGUGGCCACCCUUGGGCCCCACCGAGGAAAGAAUGACCAUGACAGCUCCGUGUUCCCACUCAGACCAGACAGAAACAGACCUAUACUCAACUGCUGAAGCAUCUAUCUGUCUAUGAAUGUCCAUGACAAAGAGACAACUACAAUCAAUGUCCCCACAACACAGACUAUAGCUCAUUUGUACGCAGGGAUUUAUUUGUUCAGGUUGCAACGAUUGAAUUAUAUAUAUUUUUUAAAUUAAGUCAAAUUUAUUACCUGAAAAUUGCUGUUAAAUGUUGCAUUUUUACAUAUCCACAUUUAAUUUAGUAUAUAAUAUAUGCGGAUGGAUUUGUGGUGGUGGUUUUGGAGUGUUCAGCUUCUGAAAUGAUACAUAAGUGCACAUAUGUGCUUUUACAAUCAGGUGUUAUUAGUUUGAAAAUAACUUAAAAAAAAAUAUGAUAUACACAGAAUGAUGCCAGCCACUAAGUAUUAUAACGAUCUACCUCCUAUCCGCAAAGAAGCUUCCACUCAUAUUGCUCACUUGGCAAUUGGUAUUUUAUAGAAAUUGUUCUUUGUAACUCUUGAGUAUACAAAUGUUUUCUAAAUGUUUUUUUUUUUUUUCACUUUUUCAAUUUAAGUUUUGUAAUGUUAUGUAGUAUUCAAUGUUGAUUCACUCGAUCUGUUUAUUGUACAAAGUAAGUCUGCCUAUUCAGUCUCUUGUUUUAUUUGUUUGCAAAUACAUUUUUUUUCAUAAAGAAUACUUCUGAUAUAGUAGUUAAGAAAAUAGUUAAAAAAUUAUCUUUACAUGCCAUUUUCUGGGUCAACCUUUCAGGACCAAUGACUGCAUCACUUCUACAUCUUGAGCUAGGCUUGGUCAGGACUAUCUUUGUUGGAAAUUUGUACUCAUAGUGUGUACGAGUACUCUUCUAAGUAAUAUAUAGACCUUAAAUGUAAUGCCAUUUUACACCUAAUAUAGUAUAUAUAGAGAAGAAAGUGAAACCAUGCCUUCUCAUUUCUAUAUCCUUCAAGUAACUAGAAAAAAAGCUACCAAGUUUACCAAGAAAGAAAAAGUUGACUCCCUUAAUUGAAAGAGAUGCCACACCUCAGGGGGCUAUCCUUAAGUUACCUGGUCAGGCAAACCACAUGCUGUAUU